Molecule: messenger RNA, 2871 nt
Organism: Ilex paraguariensis (yerba mate)
Lineage: Eukaryota; Viridiplantae; Streptophyta; Magnoliopsida; Aquifoliales; Aquifoliaceae
Source: the annotation of a GenBank genome assembly
UACAUGUUCUCUCUCUCUCUCUCUCUCUCUCUCUCUCUCUCUCUCUCCAUACAUAGCUUCUUUUGCAAAACACAAGACAAACUAGAAAGAUGAAGCAAUUUGGACCCACGAAUGUCGCUCCCUUUCCCUGCGGACCGCGUUACGCAAAUAGAUUAUUUUCCUCACAAUCCUAUCUCCUCCAUAUAUCUAGCAAGAUCCAGAUGGAAGAGAAGCAGAUAAUCUUUGACUCUCCCAACAACUUUGUUCCCAAAAUAACCACUGUUUCUCAGGGUUUAUGUUAUUCUGGGAAAUCAAUCCUCCGUGUUAACGCCAACCCAAUGAGCUAAUGCCGGGGUGAUCCCCAAUCCUCGACCCAGUCCCCAUUUGGGUUGAUCUGGGGCUUCCCUAGUUUGAUCGAUUUUUGAUGGGUUUUGGGGGUGAUGGGUUGUGUUAGCUCCAAACAAGCGAGGUCUGAAUCGCCUGCUUUUGAUUUGCCGGUGACUGUGAGGGACAAUGGAUCAGCCAAUUUGGAUUCCUCAUCGCAAAUUAAAAGCGGGUUUGGGUAUUUGGAGAAGAUAAAGGAGGAAACUGAAAAUGAUAAAGAGGAUGAAUCAGGUUCUCGGCAUCGUGAAUUGGGGAAAUCGAAGUCCUCAAAGAAGGGAAGCUCUGAGAAAAGGGCUGCUUUUAGCAUUCGGUUUGGGAGGCUAACAGAAGGAGAGCAUAUUGCUGCAGGGUGGCCGGCUUGGCUUAGUGCUGUGGCCGGAGAAGCCAUUGAAGGAUGGCUGCCCCUGAGGUACGACAUAUUCGAGAGAUUUGAGAAGAUUGGACAAGGUACAUAUAGCAGCGUCUAUCGUGCUCGUAACGUUGAAACCAGUAGGAUGGUUGCCCUGAAGAAGGUACGGUUUGAAAAUUUCCAACCAGAGAGUGUCAGGUUUAUGGCACGAGAAAUAACAAUUCUACGCCGGCUUAACCAUCCAAAUAUUAUGAAACUGGAAGGGAUAAUAACUUCACGAGUAUCAUGCAGCAUAUACCUUGUUUUUGAGUACAUGGAACAUGAUCUCACCGGAUUAUUAUCAUGCCCUGACAUCAAAUUCAGUGAUGCACAGAUUAAGUGUUAUAUGAAGCAGCUAUUGCGCGGAAUUGAGCACUGUCACUCAAGAGGAGUAAUGCAUCGAGAUGUAAAAGCAUCCAAUAUUUUGGUGAACAAUGAAGGCAUUUUGAAGAUAGCAGAUUUUGGUCUGGCUAAUUUCCUUAGUGUAAGGAACAAGCAACCAUUGACCAGUUGUGUAGUAACUUUAUGGUAUCGGCCUCCUGAACUUUUGUUGGGGUCAACAAAUUAUGGGGUAUCUGUGGAUUUGUGGAGUGUGGGCUGUGUAUUUGCUGAACUUUUCAUUGGAAGGCCUAUACUCAAAGGGAGAACAGAGGUUGAACAGUUGCACAAAAUCUUCAAGCUUUGUGGAACUCCACCUGAUGAGUACUGGAAAAAGUCUAAGCUUCCUCUUGCAACAAUGUUCAAACCCCAGCAUCCUUAUGAAAGUACUAUUCGAGAGAGGUGUAAAGAAUUCCCUAAAACUGCUGUGAACCUAAUAGAAGCUUUUCUUUCCAUAGAACAUGACAAGCGCAGGACUGCAUCAUCUGCCCUUGAUUCUGAGUAUUUCAGCACAAAGCCUUAUGCAUGUGAUCCAUCAAGCUUGCCAAAGUACCCACCUAACAGAGAGAUUGAUGCAAAGUUCCGCGUGGAAGCACGGAGGAAAAAGGGUGGCACUACAGUCCGAGCAUCUGGAGGUUCUAGAAGAGUACAUAAACCUUUGCAAGAACCAAGCACUUCCUGCAAAGUGGCACCCACAGAGGAAUGGGAGGCCAAUAUUCAGGUUGCUCGUAGAAGUAAAGGUGGUAAUGCACAUUAUCCUAAGGGAAAAGGAGCCACCGAAUCUAGGGGAUCAGUGAAAACAUCAUAUGAUACAGUAUCAGAGAUUUCUCAAGGGACAGAAAUAUCUCAAGUGGAUAGCGUACGCUCAGUCCCUGUGCAAAUUACGCCAUCAAGUAGCUUUGCAUGGGCAAAAAGGCGGAGACAGGAUGCUGCAUCGACAAGAUUACACAGUCUGACCACUUUAAGGCGUCAGAAUUUGAGUGCAUUAGACCCAUCCAGUGUAUUGUAUGCACAGGAUACUUUGGAAUCAGAAUGGCAAGAAAAUGAAGUUUGUUCCAGCAGGAUCCACAUCGGUUCAAGAGGCAAUGAUGAGAUUGCAAAACGUGCAAUACGAAGGCUACAAAGUCAUCCUAAUCGACCAGAGUCUUUCGAUUCCUCAGAUUUUUACGAGUCUCAGGAACUAUCAGUAGAUUAUAAUGAUGAAGGUGGAAGUGUUCCAUUCUCCGGAGCAUUGUUAUUACAACCACGUAGAACUGAUGGAAGACAAAAAGGUCAAACACGCCAAGCUGCUCGCAGAUCUCGUUUUUAUAGAGACUAGUGAUGCAGAGGAACUGAGAGUGCUAGAUUCUCCAAACCUCCUCAGACAGGAAAGGUUGGAGAGGCUUUGUGGCUGAACCUUUUAUGGCCAUCUAAAUUAAUGUCCUCCAGACUCCUAGGGAGCUCAAACUGUUGCUUCUUGCUGAGAUAUCUUGGUCUAGUCAUUGUCAAGUUUUAGCUCUGUGAAUGUUGGAUUGGUCAUGUACAUGUAGCAAAAGAGGGCCUUUGCAGAUGUAAGCAAGGAACAACUCAUCCCAAGUGCUCUUGUGGCUGAUAUAAAAAAAAAAAAAGAAGUGCCCUUAUGGAACGAUUUUAUUUUUUGAUAUGAUGUCCGAAGUAAAAAUGCUUGGCAUAUACAAUUCUUUGUAAUUAAAUGUUUUUUUUUUUUUUCAUUUUUUGCUUAAAAUAAUAAGUUUUGCUUUUCG